Molecule: messenger RNA, 142 nt
Organism: Dentiscutata heterogama
Lineage: Eukaryota; Fungi; Glomeromycota; Glomeromycetes; Diversisporales; Gigasporaceae
Source: the annotation of a GenBank genome assembly
CUAUCAACUGACUCAGAGCUUUAGCAUUCCUGAAAUGAGAAACAAUCCAUCAUUAUCUAGUAAAGAACAAUACACCCAUUAUCUUUUUAAAGCUUUGGUUACCAUCAGGAUUAUUCGAAAGAAAAUAUUAACUAUUUGGUGA